AAAUCUGUCUCUGGCACUUCGACUGGGUUGAGUCGCACCGCUGGACUGGAACUUUGAGCUGCGAGGAAUCGGAAUCCGAGUCUGAAUCUGAAUCUGAAUCUGGAUCGGCAUUGGCAUUCGGAAUCCCGUGCUAAAACCCCUCCAAGUCCGGAUUUGCGUCGUAGUUUCCAUCACUGGAUCGGAAUGAGUUCGGUUAAGUAUCUAAAGAAUAUGACAAGGAAGGAACGGGAUGAGUUCUUUGACUCAUUUGACUUGGUUUUCUGCGAUUGCGAUGGCAAGUUUGCUUACCUCGAUUCACCUAGUCGAUGUGGUCAUGACGGGCUUUAUUCCCCUAGGCGUGGUUUGGUAUCCCCUGAGGGACUUCAUACCCGGUUCCGCUGGGGCACUGGCCCAUUUGGCCCAUCUGGGCAAGGAUGUGACCUUUGUGACCAACAAUAGCAUCAGUUCGGUGAAGGAGCACAUCGAGAAAUUCGAGAAACAGGGCCAUCUUAAGAUUGCUGAGCAUCAAGUCGUUCAUCCUGCCCAAACCAUCUGCGAUCACCUGAAAUCCAUUAACUUCGAGGGACUCAUCUACUGCCUGGCCACUCCUCCAUUCAAGGAGGUCCUUGUUAAGGCGGGUUUUCGUUUGACCGAAGAGAGUGGUUCGGGGAUCAUCACCAGCCUGAAGGAUCUGCACGAGGCCAUCUUCUCCGGCGAGUCGGUGGACGCGGUCAUCAUCGAUGUGGACUUCAACCUGUCGGCGGCCAAGUUGAUGCGCGCCCACGUUCAGCUCCAGAAUUCCCAGUGCCUCUUCCUCGCCGGAGCUGCCGAUGCUUUGAUUCCUUUUGGCAAGGGUGAAAUUAUAGGACCUGGAGCCUUCAUCGAUGUGGUGACCCAGGCAGUUGGCCGUCGGCCCAUUACUUUGGGCAAGCCAGGAGAGGAUCUGCGCAAGCUCCUCCUGGAUCGCCAUCGGGAAAUCCCGCCCAGCCGCGUACUCUUCGUGGGCGACAGCCUGGCCAGCGACAUUGCAUUCGGCCGCGCCAGUGGCUACCAGACGCUCCUCGUCCUCACCGGCGGCACCAAGCUGGAGGAUGUCCAGCGACUGCCAAAGGACCAUUCCCAGGUGCCCGAUUAUCUGGCCGAUUGCCUGGGCCAGAUAGUACCCAAUAAUCCGGAAUCGAUUGACUGUGACUCGGCGCAUUCGGCUUGAUGAUAGUGUUCAAGUGUUUGUCCAACUUAUCUGUGGCUUUAUGAUCAAGUUUGUUGGUUGGUAAUGGGUGGAGGCCCAGAGUGCCUCCGGUUACUCACCGCACUGUGUUCCUCGACUUUGAACGUGAGGGAUACCCUGUUAUUUGGAGUAUGGCGAAGCGAAUGAACUUAGAGCUACUGCUUUUAGUUCAAAAGUUUAAAUGUUUGUUUUUUUUUAGGUAAUAGAAAGUUAAUAAUCCCGAUAUAAUCUAUUUGAUAUCUGAUCAAAAUGGUUAGCAACAGGCAAUCUACAAAAUAUAAAAUAAUA
Drosophila erecta is the source of this 1495-nucleotide messenger RNA. RefSeq names its product phosphoglycolate phosphatase 2. Lineage: Eukaryota; Metazoa; Arthropoda; Insecta; Diptera; Drosophilidae. Gene Ontology annotation, cellular component: cytoplasm. The record is from RefSeq and is a predicted model, not a curated record. Bases 230 to 1189 code for a protein of 319 amino acids. The transcript has 5 exons. Gene Ontology annotation, molecular function: phosphatase activity.